Molecule: messenger RNA, 2592 nt
Organism: Adineta steineri
Lineage: Eukaryota; Metazoa; Rotifera; Eurotatoria; Adinetida; Adinetidae
Source: the annotation of a GenBank genome assembly
AUGGUCAGUUCAUCCUUUUCUUUUUUCUUCUCUUCAUCCUCAACUUAUCAUCGUUUGAUUACUAUUAUAUGUAUUUUACUUUUAAAUCCAUUACCAUUUAUUUACGGUGUGCCAACAGAAAAAAUUGAUAAUAAUGCUAAAUUACGACGUCAAAAACGACAUGUCAACUUCAAUAAUGAUGAUAUAUUGUUUAAUAAAGAGAAUUUUAUGCCUAAACAAGAAAUUAUUUUUGAAGGACUAUUAGGUUGCAAAUAUGAUUCAAACGUAUGCAAUCAAUAUGAAACUUGUUUAGAUGAUGCACUUUUUGGCCAAUGUUGGAAUGGUGAAAGAUCAGUGGAAAAUAGUCUUGAUGGGCUUACGAAAAAUAAAUUAUCGAUAUUGGAAAAUACAGUAGAAUUUUUAAAUCGUUAUCAUCUUGAUUGGAAAGAUUUUAUGACACAAUGUAUUCUAUCACAUAUAUUAUUUGCUCAACAAAAUCAUAAUAGUUUACAAUUAUUUUAUCAAGAUUGUUUAAAUAAAAAUGAAUUUUUAAAUAAUAUUGCAGAAAAACAAGAAGAUGUCGAUAUUAAUCAUCGUCAAAUUGAUGACGAUUAUAUGGUAGAUUCGCAGGAAUUAUAUCCAUGGCCAAUAAAAUCAAAAAGUUUAUUUUUUGAUCUUGAUAGAUCACCUGAUACAUUGUUACCAAUGAGUACGAAAGAACAAUCUGAAUUAUCAUCAUUUAUCGAAGCAACAUCCCAUCAAAAGAUUCCUAUUGAUAAUGACGAUUUUGUAUCUAUAGAAAGACCAACAAAAAUCAUUGCAAAAGAAUCGAGCAUGAAAGAACCAAAUAAAAUGUCUAUGCAAAUGAACGAAGGUUAUCCAAGUUUAGUCGAAACAUUACAAAUUAAUAAUAAUAAACAAAUAAUACCAAAAUUAAGUCAAGAAACAAUGAUGAACAAAAAUCUGGCAAAUAACAAUAUGUUAUUCAAGGGUACUGGUGUUCAUCGUUAUUUGACAGCUGAAACAACUAGCGGCUAUAUUGUAAUCAAUCGAGACUUUAAGGAUCAAAUAGAAGGAGCUCGAUUAUUGGCACUUAUUGCACAAAUGAAUUAUUGGCCAGCAACAAUAUUUACUGGAUUGAAUGCGUAUAAAAAUACAUUUACAUUUCAUGUUUUGAAUAAUGCUUAUCGAGUUAAUGCAAGCAAUGUUGUUAAUGCCAUUCGUAAGUUAUGUCAAAACUGUCAAAUUAAUGAGAAAUUUAUUUAUAAUAUAAAUUUAUGUUUAAAAUCGAAAACUUUAGCUACUGAAUAUAAUCAACAUAUUAUUGAAAAUCAAUUAGGUAUUCAUAUAAUCAAUUCCGGUAUUGGUAAUAUAAAUCAAAGUGCUCAAUUAUCAGUUGAACGACAAAAUGGUUCACGUUUACCAAUUCUUAUAUUGGCUACCUGUAUUUUGGCUAUUUUUAUUAUAUGUUCAUUUACAUUAUUCUAUUUUAUUAAACGAAACAGUCAUAUUCGAGAUAAAUUUGUUGAAAUAACUCGAAUUAAAGGUUUAUCAACAAAUGAUUAUCAAGAUUUAUGUCGACGACGAAUGCAAACACAAUCAAAAGAUCAGAAAUCAUCAGAAACUCAUCAAGUAGCAUCAAGCAAUAGUCGUAUCAAACAUAAUAGUGAACGUUCAUCAUCACAAAGUUCUACAUCAUCAUGGAGCGAAGAACCUGUAACUCCGAUAAAUAUGGAUAUUAUGACUGGACAUUUAAUUUUGUCUUAUAUGGAAGAUCAUCUACGUGAUCGACAUCGUCUAGAAGCUGAAUGGCAAUCACUAUGUACUGAUGAAGCAAAUGAAGAACAAGCAUCAUGCUCUGUUGCACUUUCUGAAACGAAUUAUAAAAAGAAUCGUUAUAUUGAUCGUAUACCAUAUGAUCAUACUCGUGUUCGACUUGAAAAUAAUGAUGCCGACGAUGAUGAUUAUAUAAAUGCAAGUACAAUUGUUGAUUCUGAUCCAAAAUGCAAAUAUAUAGCUACACAAGGUCCCAUACCAAAUACAACAAAUGCAUUUUGGCAAAUGGUUUGGGAACAAGGAUCAUGUGUUAUCGUAGCAUUGGCUAGACCAAUUGAAAAUGGUAUUACAAUGUGUCAUCAUUAUUGGCCAGUUGAAGGUUCUGCACGAUUCAAUGAUUAUGAAGUAAAUCUUGUUUCGGAACAUAUUUGGUCGGAUGAUUAUGUAGUUCGAAGUUUUUAUUUAAAAAAUCUUCAAACAAUGGAAACACGUACUGUAACACAAUUUCAUUAUUUAACAUGGGAUGAAUUGUGCAAUCCACCAUCAGCUAAAUCUUUACUUGAUUUUCGACGUAAAGUAAACAGAUGUUUUCGUGGUCAAUCAUCGCCAAUUAUUGUUCAUUGCAAUGAUGGUGUUGGACGUACUGGUACAUAUAUCUUACUUGAUAUAGUCUUGAAUCGUAUUUAUAAAGGAGCACGAGAAAUAAAUAUAGCUGCUACACUUGAACAUAUUCGUGAUCAACGACCUCAAAUGGUUAAAACAAAAGAUCAACUUCAAUUUGUAUUUGUUGCUGUGGCUGAAGAAGUAACUUAUUUAAUAAAAGCAAUACCACACUAA